CCUUUCUAUAAGAUAUUUGGACAGCUGGUUGGAGUUGGUCAGAACGCUGACCACUGGAUCAAGGUCCCCUACCGACAUUUUUGUACGUUGAUGUUAUCAACUUUGGCAUCAACAUUUUACUCUGGUGCAGAGAUGGUCACAAAAAUUGCAAAUCACAUUGCCCACAAUUUUGAACCGUAUUGCUCGAACUACUUCUUUUUGCGCCUCAACAACGAGGCGGACACAUGGUAUGUUGCCAAUGCCACGGUUAAAGAGAGAAAAUCUCUCGCAAAUUAUUUAUAAAAGCGAGCCGCCUCUCUUGAGGCGGCAUGGCCAGGUGUCGGAAGCGACGAAAUUUUGCGCAGCACAUUUGAUGACCGUGCGGCAUCUAUGGAGCGUGGCCAACUCCGAUCACAUAGGCCAGCUUGUUUGCCUCCCCGCACGCUUUCCUGCCAUUUUUGCACACUGUCUUAACCUACAUGGACUUGGUUGUCCAUAUCUUGGAACCUCAUCCACAAAAUUUUGUUUCGAAAAGAUACAUCUUUAGAAAGUUGAAAGAGCUUUUUGCUGGGACAAAAGUCCCAAACCGCGUUUAUUUAAGCAUCGAAGUAGCUGUGCAUACAGCCAUACAGCAACGGACCGACGUAGUUUUUGGGAGAAGACAAGCGCAUAAUGCAAUUUUGGACAAAGUAGACUAGAUACAAGAUUUUGUCACUCUAACCAUUGGGGAACUAGAAGCGGGUACCUUUCGCCCGCAAAAAUAUACAGAUCCAAAGGGAUUCAGGAAGUUU
Messenger RNA from Umbelopsis ramanniana AG, 770 nucleotides. RefSeq lists its product as uncharacterized. Bases 230 to 526 code for a protein of 98 amino acids. The transcript has 2 exons. The record is from RefSeq and is a predicted model, not a curated record. NCBI's taxonomy places the organism in Eukaryota, Fungi, Mucoromycota, Umbelopsidomycetes, Umbelopsidales, Umbelopsidaceae.